AGGCCUCGCUAUUAUAGAAACCACCACCACCACACAACAUUCCACUUUGCGCUGCGACCAACGACCACCAUGGACGCUAAACCUGCCACUUUCUCCUUGGCCUCUGCGCCUGUUGCGUCUCCCGCAAAGUCCGAGAGUGCUUCCAAGCCCAAGCCCUGCUGCGUAUGCAAGGACGAAAAGGCAAAGCGUGAUGAGUGCAUGCUCUUCUCAACAGCCAAAAACCCUGCUGCCGACUGCGUAUCCCUCGUCGACCAAUACAAGAGCUGCAUGCAGGGCUUCGGUUUCAGCGUAUGAUUUCAAACGUUUCAGCCUGGUGUAGGACUAUGUACAUUAUAAACAUUUAGACGAUCAAAAGUACGGCGCUCAAUUCUUCUCCGCUCUUCAACGAUUCCAUCACUUCGUCAAAUGCGGUGCAACCGCAGGCUUUGCCGAGGUUGUGAUACGAUUGCCGCUGUUGGGCGGAUGCAGAUGAUGCAGGGUGACCACCUUCUCCAAAGCCUCUUCAGCUUCCUUCUCUCUCCCUUCAUAUCCAGCCAGCAUCAUAUCUUCUAAUUCGCCCACCAUUCUUUGUGCAUUGGUUACUAUUCCCACCAUCUGGACUUCAAUGUUCUCCCUUCUAUCGGCUAGUCGCAUCAACUCUACUUGACAGUAUUGCCGCCUGGCUUUACUACAAGAAAAGGAGUCAGCCUAGUCCGGAGCGUGAGGUCAAUAUAUGCUCCUUUACCGCUGGCGUUGUACAUCUUCUU
Trichoderma atroviride IMI 206040 is the source of this 746-nucleotide messenger RNA. Lineage: Eukaryota; Fungi; Ascomycota; Sordariomycetes; Hypocreales; Hypocreaceae. The record is from RefSeq and is a predicted model, not a curated record.